Messenger RNA from Arthroderma uncinatum, 1116 nucleotides. Its product is annotated as C6 zinc finger domain-containing protein. NCBI's taxonomy places the organism in Eukaryota, Fungi, Ascomycota, Eurotiomycetes, Onygenales, Arthrodermataceae. The record is from RefSeq and is a predicted model, not a curated record. The transcript has 4 exons. Gene Ontology annotation, molecular function: zinc ion binding; DNA-binding transcription activator activity, RNA polymerase II-specific. Gene Ontology annotation, biological process: regulation of transcription by RNA polymerase II. The coding region runs from base 1 to 1116 and encodes 371 amino acids.
AUGCUUAUUGCAAAGGGCCACCCGAAAGCAGUCUCCAAGAGACCGCACACGAAAUCACGGCUUGGAUGCUAUAACUGCAAAUCGCGCCGGAUCAAGUGUUCGGAAACGAAGCCCGAGUGCGAGAACUGCACCUCCAAAGACCUGAAAUGCGAGUAUCCCAGGCGCGGAAUCCGGGGUGACGAUGGCCGAGGGACCAGCGAGUUGAUCCCAGUCCAGCCGAAUCCAACGCCUUUCUCGGUUCAAGAUAUGGGUUUCUUCCAUCAUUACUUGCUGGUAGCUCACCCCUAUCUCCCGUUUGGCUGUGAUACCGCCUGGGUAGCGUCUAUCCCUCUGCUUGCGCACCAGUAUGAUUUCGUUAUGCAUGCUAUCCUUGGACUUGGCGCAGCGCAUCUUUCUAUUAUUCGCCCGAAUGGAGAUCCCGUUACUGCAGCGAACGCAAUAGAGCACCGAGGGAUAGCCCUGAAGGGUCUUCAUAAGCUUAUGGCCAAACCUGAUUUAAGUGUCCAAGAGUUGGAUGCUCUGCUUGCAACAUGUUACGCUCUCACCAUGCAGUCCGGAUAUAUGUUUGAUGCUCUCGUUGACUUUGUGAUAUUUAUCCGUGGCUGCUCCCUUGUUACGACCAAAAUAAAACAGAAAAAUGCCGCCAAAAGCAUAUUUCCACUGGAAGAGACUGAAAAUCUUACGAAAUUUCUCCCUGAGCCAAUGGCCCCUAUAAUAGUUAACCCGGCAUUGUUGCAGCGUGGGAUCGAAUCACUACAAUCUUUAACACCGCUCCUGGAGGAUGAAGUCCACACUUAUUUUAGGAAAUGCCUGCUAGACACCCUCUUCGCUGUGCAGGAGUCCUCUAAUGACGCCUUCCUGACGUAUGAAAAGAACUAUUCUGCAUGGUACGAUAUUAGUGAAGCUCAGUUUGCAAACUUCAUCUCACCAAAAAACACCACAACCCUCAUUCUGUUUGCAUACCACAUAGCCACCGAAACAUUAAUGAUUCCACUGCUUGCAUCCGUCCUUCCCGAGCGUGCAAGGGUUCCAGAAGUGACAUUAUAUCAGGUUCAUGGCCACUUGAAGCGAUAUAUCGAUGCGGCACUCAACACAAAAUCUUUACUUUGGAGGUAG